Cheilinus undulatus (humphead wrasse) is the source of this 1611-nucleotide messenger RNA. RefSeq lists its product as uncharacterized. The transcript has 5 exons. The record is from RefSeq and is a predicted model, not a curated record. Lineage: Eukaryota; Metazoa; Chordata; Actinopteri; Labriformes; Labridae. The coding region runs from base 1 to 657 and encodes 218 amino acids.
AUGGAGGACUUUAAAAUUCACAACCUCUCCCCUAAGACUUCCAGAGGUUUCCCUUCUCACUUUGAACUCAAGUUGUCACCAAGCCAUGGGAAGACUCGAACCAGCAACCUCCUGAUUACCAGGCAGCCCACUCUCUCCCAAGGCCACAGAGAAAGACGCUUGCUGAAGUCCUCCAAAGGUUUUUGUACGGGUCUGUAUCACUGUGAUGCUAUAACAUUUGGAAAAGGAAUCAGGCUCACCGUCAACCCAAAAGAUCCGGCCCCUGUGGAGCCCACUCUCUACGUCCUGAUCCCUCAGCAGCGUGAGGGCGUCCCGCUAGAUCAGGUGGGCGACCACGUGUGUCUGGCUACGGAUUACCGUCCAAAGGAUGACGAGAUGGUCCUGAACGGGAGGGAGAGUGGGGUUACCAUGACCACGAGUAGCGCCGCUGUCUCCAAGGAAACGGGAACGUACUACUACCCCGGAUUCACCAACAAAACCAUCGACUCCUGUGAGCUCAACAGCACCUACACCAACAACGAUGACAUCUGUGCCGAAAUUCAGCCAGAGAAUGCUAAACUGAACUUCUCGCUGCUGCUGAUGAACGGAAUCCGAAUCGUGUUGACGAAGGCGGUGGCCUUCAGCACGCUGCUAACCAUGAGAGCCAUCCUCUCCUAACGCUCCUCGGACCUUUGACCUCAGCUAUCAAUGGUGUUGACAUAUAAAAACUGAUAUUACAAGAUUUUUUCUUUGACUUAGGUCAAAGUUUAUUUGCAUAAAAUACAUUUGAAAUACACAUGAAUUAAAAUAAAAUGUUCACAGAAUGAUCCAGUCUAAUGUAAUUAAUAUGAUGGUUAAAUAGCAGUAAGAACAUCACAACAAAUGCCAAAAAACAUUUUAGUACAAAAUUAGAGAAAACAAUGCAUUUUACUGUAAAACAACCUGAAAUUAAAACCUUUUUUUUCAGUUGUGAAUAAAGAGCAAAAUUCAUUUAUAAUUUGUGAAAUUUUCUCUAAUUUCUGAAAUGUAAAGAAUAUGUAGUGUAAAACUUUCUUUGUUUAAAGUUGUAUAUAAGUUGUGAUAUUUUUCUGAGUGUGGCUCUCUCUAAGUAAAAAACUAUGAAUGUAAAAGUAAAGACAUGCUUAAAAGUUAAUAAAAUAAAAUACAAUUUUUAUAUUACAAGUAAAAAAUCCAACGUGUUUAAGUGUUUCUUUUGUAAGAUAUGAUAAAUGUGUGUUUUUGUUCUAAUUAUUUUAAUAUCUCUGUAAUGUUUUAUUCUAUCCUGCUAACUUUUAAAGGAUGUUGUUGAAUUCUUGUCCUGAUCAGGUUUGUGGUUUUAGCUGUUCUGGUUCUGCUGGUCUUGUUUGGGUUUUUUGUUCUUCUGUUUUCUUCUUCACAGGUUAAAGCAUUCUGCAAUCUCUUGUGUUUAAAAGUGCUUUAUAAAUAAAGUUAAAGUUAUUAUUAUCUUGAACAUUUUCAUGUGUAUUUUUGUUCAUCUGAAGUAUAUUUUAGACCGAUGUCAUCUGCAUUUACAUUUUAGUCUUCACUGUCUUUAUGGCUCAUGUGGACUUCAGUGAUCUUUACGGUAUUAAAUAUGAUUUUGUGAAUACUUUUAGGAGGAUGAUUUUAAGA